Molecule: messenger RNA, 747 nt
Organism: Leishmania major strain Friedlin
Lineage: Eukaryota; Euglenozoa; Kinetoplastea; Trypanosomatida; Trypanosomatidae
Exons: 1
Coding region: 1-747 (248 amino acids)
Source: RefSeq, a predicted model, not a curated record
AUGCUCGCUUCAUCGGCGGGCAUCGACGCCUCAGCCAUGCAGUCUGGCCGAUCUGUCUUUGAUGGGCUGCCGGCGCACCCAAACGCUAAGGAGGGCGAAGCGAGUGCUGACGAUGAAAGGGCGCUUUCCAUCACAGCGGAUCCGUGUGUGCUGUGUGCAACGGAUGCCGCCGGCAGCUUGGCGCCCGCGGUGCCGCUGACAACCGUGGCGGAGCUAGAAACUGCCGAAGUGCGCGACGGGGAUGUGAGGGAGUGUGUGUCGGAGGCCGCUCGACUUUUGUUGGCGGAGGGCGCCGGUGGUGCCGGUUCUGUGAGCCGCGGUUUGCAAGUCAGGGCCUUUCGGCGCUUCAGCGGAUCCAUCGGGCCGAUCCCGUACGUGACCUUCUUGCGCAAGAGCAUCCACGACGUCGAAUUUGGUCGCGACCCGAACGCCAUCUUCUACUCGCUCUUCCAGAACCCGGCGAAGCACAUUGACGACAUGCAGUGCCUGCGCAUGUUUGUGCGGCGCUACCUGGUGCACACGAGCGAGGGUAACAACCCGCGCCAGGUGCCGCUCUACGCAUUCCUGUCUGCCCGGUGUGCGUGGCCGGAUGUGGACCGUGAGCUGGUGAAUCGGCUGGUGCAUGAGGAGCUUGCCGCUCUCGUCAAGGCCGACCGCGCCAUCGCGGCGGAGAAGGAGCGAAAACGCGCCCGUGAAGAACCUGUGGCGAUGUCGCGCUGGACUUACCCUCUCCAGAGUGACUACUAG